UUGUUGCAGUUGGCCAUUUUUCUUCUUUUACUUCCUCCUGCUCUUCUUCUGGUGAGCUCAGAGAGAAAGAGAUGGGGUUUCAGAAUGAAAAGAAAAUGAAAAUACUGUGCCUCCAUGGAUUUAGAACCAGUGGAAGUUUUCUCAAGAAGCAACUUAGCAAAUGGGAUCCUUCUAUUUUCCAUCAAUUUCACUUGUGAAUAUGUUUGGGAAAAACAUUUGCAGGAAUUCCCAGAUGGAAUUUUCCCAGCUAAAGGCAAAUCAGACAUAGAAGGCAUCUUCCCACCACCCUACUUUGAGUGGUUCCAGUACAAUGAGGAAUUCACAGAGUAUACAAAUCUCGAAGAAUGCAUCUCUUAUUUGUGUGAAUACAUCACAAGUAAUGGUCCUUUUGAUGGUUUGCUUGGCUUCUCUCAGGGUGCAACACUCUCAGCUCUGUUGAUUGGCUACCAAAUUCAGAAAAAGGUGUUGAAAGAACAUCCACCCAUGAAAUUGCUGGUAUCAAUAUCAGGGACAAAGUUCAGAGAUCCAACCAUAUGUGAAGUUGCUUACAAGGACAUUAUCAAGGUGAAGUCAGUUCAUUUUAUAGGAGCCAAAGAUUGGUUGAGAUUGCCUUCUGAGGAACUUGCCACUGCCUUUGAUAACCCUCUCAUCAUAAGGCACCCACAAGGCCACACUGUCCCAAGACUUGAUGAGGAAGCUACAGAGAAGCUACGAGCUUGGGCCACAGAGAUCAUCGAAUGCAACAGCAAAGUUUUGGAGAAAGAAGAAGCUAAGGUGAAUGAAGAGAAAAAGCCAGAAAUGCCUGACAAGAUAGACAAGCAAGAGCAAACUGCUGCUUCUAGUUUCAACCAAAGGGCCACAGAGAUCAUCAAAGAAGCUAAAGUGGAUGAGGAGAAAAAGCAAGAAAUGGCUGAAAAGACUAUUUAAGCCUUUAGUACUGUAGCUGGUCACUGGUUAAUGAAUUAGAAUAAGAUAUUAUCCGUGAGAGGAGUGUCAUAUUCUUGAUAAACCUUUCAUUGUAUUGGAUAUUCAUCUUAAAGAACUUGAUUAAGAUUAAAUACCAUCAAAUAUUACUAAGAAAA
This is a messenger RNA of Manihot esculenta (cassava), 1082 nucleotides long. RefSeq names its product dihydrofolate reductase. The record is from RefSeq and is a predicted model, not a curated record. Lineage: Eukaryota; Viridiplantae; Streptophyta; Magnoliopsida; Malpighiales; Euphorbiaceae. The transcript is spliced from 6 exons. Bases 115 to 927 code for a protein of 270 amino acids.